Molecule: messenger RNA, 1643 nt
Organism: Rhagoletis pomonella (apple maggot)
Lineage: Eukaryota; Metazoa; Arthropoda; Insecta; Diptera; Tephritidae
Product: alkaline phosphatase-like
Exons: 4
Coding region: 11-1615 (534 amino acids)
Biological process (GO): dephosphorylation
Molecular function (GO): alkaline phosphatase activity
Source: RefSeq, a predicted model, not a curated record
UAACACAAAUAUGCAGGGCAAAACUUUGGCGACGCUCGUGUUGGCGCAAUGUCUGGUGCAAGCAUUGACCUUGCUCAACAAAUCGCCCGAUUUACACGCACCGUACGUUGUGAAUAAGCUGCAGCGGGACAAUCCCAACAACAUGGGCAUCGGCAUGGCUUUGAAUAAUCGCAUGGUGCCGAAGGCUGAACUGGAUCCGAAAUUCUGGCGCGAUCAGGCUAAAGAAGAGUUGGCUAAGCGACUGAGCAAACGGGUGAAUAAGAAUAAAGCGAAAAAUGUGAUCUUCUUUCUCGGCGAUGGCAUGCCAUUCACUGCCAUAACAGCAGCGAGAAUACUUCAAGGGCAGCGUGUGGGCUUCACGGGCGAAGAACAGCUGUUGUCAUUCGAAAAGUUUCCCUAUACCGGGCUGAGCAGAACCUACUGCACAAAUGCUCAAGUGCCCGACUCAGCCUGCACGUCGACCGCUUAUAUGUGCGGCGUCAAAUCCAACGUGCUCACGCUCGGCGUGAAUGCUAACGUAGACUUCAACAACUGCACGGCCAGCAUGGAUGCCAGCAACCACCUGACCUCCAUCUACAGCUGGGCGCAGGCGGCGGGCAAAUCCACCGGUUUCAUCACCACCACCUCACUCACACACGCCAGUCCAUCGGGUGGCUAUGCGCACGUUGCCAACCGCUUGUGGGAAUGCGACGCCGAUGUUCUAUUUUACGGCCAAGAUCCUGCCACCUGCCCGGACAUAGCGCAACAGCUGGUUACAAUGCAGCCGGGUAAGAAUUUGGAUGUGCUAAUGGGUGGCGGCAUGGGCAAGUUUCUGCCCAACACGGUCAAGGAUUUGUUCGGCAAUCCCGGCGAGCGGUUGGAUGGCAAAAACUUACUCGCACGCUGGCAGAAUUCGCACCCCAACGGCGUUGUUGUGAAAAACCGCGACCAAUUGCUGCGGCUGAAUGUCUCGCAAGUGUCCAACAUCAUGGGUCUCUUUCAAUCGGAGUUGAUGCAGUACCAUCUGCAUGCGAACGACGAUCAGCCAACGUUGGCUGAAAUGACUGGCGUGGCGCUCUCAUUUCUCAGUAAGAAUAAUAACGGCUAUUUCAUUUUCAUCGAAGGCGGUCUCAUCGAUUAUGGAAACCACGAGAAUAAGCUUGGCAUUGCCUUGGACGAAAUUUUGGAAUUCGAUAAAGCCAUUCAGUUGGCGCGCGCCAUGACCGAUCCGGCGGAUACGCUGAUUGUGGUGACAGCGGAUCAUGGCCAUCCCUUGAGCAUAUCUGGAUAUCCGGAGAGGGGCACUGAUAUUUUAGGUUUGAACGAGAUGGGUGAGGAUUCGAAUGGAGUGCCCUAUGCGACAUUGAAUUAUGCGGUAGGUCCGCAGCAGUAUCAGCAUGCAGAUGGAACUAGGAUAAAUUUGAGAGGAAAAAUGAAAAAUCCAGACUUCGUAGCACCCAGUUAUAUUAAACAGGAUGUGGGCGUUCAUGGUGGCGACGAUGUGGGCGUGUAUGCGUCCGGUCCAUGGGACCACCUAUUUUGUGGCGUCAUGCAACAAAAUCUGCUACCUCACAUGAUGGCCUACGCUAGUUGCAUAGGUGAUGGUCCGAAAAUGUGUGAUAAAACGAAAAGUUAAGGCAACAACGAUAUGUACUUCUUACGCA